Molecule: messenger RNA, 5925 nt
Organism: Asterias rubens (European starfish)
Lineage: Eukaryota; Metazoa; Echinodermata; Asteroidea; Forcipulatida; Asteriidae
Product: meiosis regulator and mRNA stability factor 1-like
Exons: 23
Coding region: 337-5907 (1856 amino acids)
Biological process (GO): post-transcriptional gene silencing
Cellular component (GO): peroxisome; cytoplasm
Molecular function (GO): CCR4-NOT complex binding; mRNA base-pairing post-transcriptional repressor activity; RNA nuclease activity
Source: RefSeq, a predicted model, not a curated record
AUACAUACAUAAAACCGUAUGAGUGAGCCCCCGUGAUGAUGUUACCCAUAUCCCUAUAGCUUAAAGUUUACUCUGAAAAUACUCAAAAUAGUUGGUGCGUCGUGAAUAUCAGUGGUAGUUUGUUCCGAUUCUGCAAAGGAUCUUGGGAGGAAGGAGAAUUUGUAACAGUUAUUGACACCAUCUACAUCUAGCCAGCUGGGCCACUUUCGACAUCCCGAAAUCCCUACACAAGUUCUUGGAUUAGGCCCCACUCUGCGAUCUACUCUCGAGCUCAAGCAACACACACAUCUACCUGCAUGCUACUCAUGAUGCAGGACUCGGCUUACUCAUUGCUCCAUGCUCAGUGAGUAUGUGUAUAAACAGAGCAACGUUGGGACAGCUGAACAAAGGAGCAUGGAGGAUUCCAAACAUGAAGACCUGGAGUACUGGUGCGAGCCAUAUGAAAUGGAAGAUAAGACAAUCAAGAAAUUCUCUGGGAUACAUUCAUUGCAACUCCAGUCAAAGAGACCCAGUCUACAUCCUGAUCCUCAAAGAAGUGGCUUCAAAACAAAUGGACAGAAAGAUGUGUUGAGUGAUAAGCAUAGACAAUCAUUUGAAAGUGAUAAUGUCAAACAGCACACCAAUGCAUCAAACAUGCUAAAUGAAGAUCACAUGGAGAAAAAAGAAAUCAUUCCUCAAGGAAAGAGAAAAAACAAGAAGGGAAAGUCCCAAGAUCGUGCUACUCAGCGUUUCAUCAGAAAAGUGAAAGAAGGUCAAAUCUCACCAGAACAUCUCAGCUCCAGUAGUGAUUUAGAAGCCUUAUGUUCUCUAGGUGAACAUGUUCAACCAGAUAUUCAGCUAAAACAAUUGAAUGUAGAAGCAGGCAAAGGCAGCCCAUAUUUGGCGUGUAACAUAGGUCAGGAAUCUCAGCCCAAGCUAAUACAUGAUCCAUGUUAUCCAUCCAACUCUGGAUUGUGUGGCUUAGGGCCAAGCAUCACACACAAUGCUUAUGUUUUGCAAUGGUUACAACAGCAAACAAAUCAAUCUGAAAGUAAGCAGUUUGGAUGUAACAUGCAUGCAACAAAUGCCCAAGGAGAUUCUUGUCAUCAGGCAUUUCGAGCUACUUCUACUGGCCACUUAUGCCCUACACACAGCAGCCCAUUGCAUCUAGCACAGUCCUCUCACAGUUGUACACAUACGCCUCCUGGUAAGCAAGAUAUGACCUGUGAACUCAUGAAUAUUAUUCAACAAGGCACACUGCAGACGCCUUCCUACCUCCUUCAACCACCUGAAGAUUUCCAAACUAUGCCUUGCCAGAAACAUCAGGUACCUAUCACCCCUGAUGCACAGUCUUUUCUGGCCAUGUUACAACAUAAGCCAGACAUUGCAGCCACUCCUUGUAGUCAUCAUUCAGACAUUACUCCACCAAGAAAGAAAGGUCAUGGUUGUAUUCCAGCGAGUAAUAGUAGCCCUUGCAUGAAUCAUUUCAAACACAGUUUGCCACACAGUGGCCAGACAUGUACAAUUAACAGUCCACAACACACAGCUUGUCUACCAACAAACCAUUGUCCCACGUGUGUACAGCAAACUUCUCCCAUGCGCAGCUUCAAUGUCAAUCCACAGUGUUCUUUGGAACAGGCUGCAAUGAUCUUGCAUCAGAGUCAACUACAUCACAGCCCAUUGAAUCUCAACUCUGGAAGCCUACACGUUUGUCAUGGUAGCCCAUACAGGCAGGAGGCACUGGAUCAUGGUGUAGUUUAUAAAAGCCCAGCAACUUCAUCUCGACAUCUAGAAGACACUUUGAUGUCGACAAUGAGUCCUUUGUGCAACAUCAGUCCAGAAAAGAGGAGAGGUACAAUGGAAGAAAAACAAGCCAGCACUGAUAGCCUGCCACCAAUUGGGGUAUUUUGGGAUAUUGAAAAUUGUGCUGUUCCCCGUGGAAAAUCAGCACUGGCCGUUGUUCAGAGUAUCAGAGAUAAAUUGUUUACUGGUCACAGAGAAGCAGAGUUUCUCUGUGUUUGUGACAUUAAUAAAGAGAGUGCUACCGUUAUACAGGAACUCAAUGAUGCUCAGGUAACCGUUGCACACAUCAAUGCAACAGCUAAAAAUGCAGCUGAUGAUAAACUGAAGCAAAGUCUUCGUCGCUUUGCUGAUACUCAUAACCCACCAGCUACAGUUGUACUUAUAUCAGGUGACAUCAACUUUGCACGUGAUUUAUCUGAUCUUCGUCAUCGCAACAAUCUACGGGUGAUUUUAGUUCAUCGAGAUGAAGCAUCUGAAGCCCUGAAGGCAUGUGCCAACCAGACUAUUGCAUAUCAAGACAUUGUCCAUGAGUUACCAUUUAGAUCACCCGCUAAGACGGUCUCUGAAAGUAAUACACUGAUUGUGCACAACCUUCCAUCUCGCAAGGAUGUCAGCCAGCUGCGCAAUCGUCUGAAGCAAUUAUCUGAUAACUGUGGUGGUAAAGUACUUCAUAUGUCUUAUAAGAAUGCUGUCAUACAGUUUCCUAAUGCAGAAAAAGCUAGCAGGGCAAAGAUCAGACUGGAGGGCGAGAAUGUAUUUGGCAGUAAAAUCUCUGUUGCAUAUCCCAAGAACAAAAACCAGUCACAUAACCUCCAUACCAUAUCACCAAGCAGGGUCAACAAAAAUUCACCAUGCCAUGUAGAUGCUAGACAGGAAGAGGUGACUACCUCCAGUAUUGAAGGUGAAGAUGAGCAAGUGGAGGAUGCAUGGCAACAGGAACAAGUGAGAUUGUCAGUGUCGGCCAACGUCCGCAGUUUGAGUCAUCUUCACGUGCAACAGUUUCAGGAAAACUCUCAUCAUCUGGAGAGUGACGAAGAUCAGUUAGCUCAGAAAACCUCAGCAACCAGAAUAGCAGCAGCAUUUAAACCCAUACAGCCCGAUCAAAUACAUGGCAUUCAAACUGUAAAUGCAGAUGAACAAAGCAAAACAAUUGUUGAAAUCUGGCCAAAGAAUAAAUUGAUAGAUGCCCGAGAUAUAGGGGAUUCAAAUUGUUCAAGACAAACAAGUCCAGGGGGUAUGCCAAAGUGGAAUUGGCCAUCAUCUCUGAUUUUCAACCAGCAUACCACAUCAUUAAGCAAGGGACAACAGUCAAAGGCUGAAAGCGAAAUCACACCAGGAUUACUUCCUUUCAAACCAGUUCCAACUGUACAGCGCCUUCCAACCCCACCACCGGGACAGACAAUUUGGAACAAAGGGGAACAUGAUCGAGUUAGCCAGUCUCCAUCAUUGAGAGGAGUAUACCGACCACCAUCACCUAUGCUUGCCAAUCCUAUAGGUGAUUGGCAAUACAUGGCCAACCAGGAUGUUGAUAAUGGUGUCAGGAAGGGAGCAGAGUUAUUGAUCACUAAUUUGGACAAUAAGAUGUCAAGAAAAGAUCUCAAGCAUCACUUGCUAGCCAAACUCAGUGAUCAUUGUAAGGUUCUUCACCUUAUCUUUGGUGGUGCAAUACCUGGACGCUACCAGGCCGUUGUAAGAGUACCUAGUAUCCCCGAUGCAAUCAGAGCCAUGGCUCACAUCAAUAGAUACCAGAUUGGAACCAGACUACUACAUGUCACACUCUUGCUUCCCAGUGAUUCAAAUGCAGAUAAAUUGAGGCUGAUGAUAAUUCCAAUGCUUCAAGAAAUUCCAGGAAUGUGUCUUCCACUUUGUGAUGUCAAAACGUCAUUUGAACGCAGAUACAGACAGGUUCUGUAUGUGAAUGACCUGUACCAGAUACCGGACACCCUGACAAUACGUGACACACCAGUGGGUAAGGUUGUAGCAUUAACUACCCAUAGUAGACCUAACUCACCUAACUCAUCAGGCUUUAGUUCACCGGUAGGCUACCAGUCACCACUACCAUUCUACAUACAUAGGAACCUUACCGUGGACUCGUGUGAGGAAUUGUGUUCUCUUCAUGACCAGCGUGAAUCAAGAGACUACAGGAAUCUGACUCAGGAUUCAUUCGUCAUUGUAUCACUCAAGACGUUCUCAGCACAGGUUCACUCGCUGCUUCAGAUACAUCAUGGAAAGAUGCCGCUUAUCAGUUUUAUGGAAUGUUUUGCUGCCGAGUUCUCUGCUUUGACUGAGAGUUACGAUACAGGAGUACCACUUGAACAUCUCCUUACAUGUAUCCAAGGUGUACAAGUAGGACUCAGUCAAGAUGGACACAAAACAGUGUGUUGGGAAAAGAGGAAAGUAGAGGAAGAUUUUCCAGUUGGAAUCCGGAGUGCCACACCUCUGCUACCUCCGCAGCUUUUUCAGUUCAGUAAAGAGGCAGUGGAACUUCUGAAACAUACCCCAAAAUGUCGACUUCCUUUCUCAAAGUUCAUUCCAAGUUAUCAUCAUCAUUUUGGCCGUCAGUGUCGUGUAGCUGAUUAUGGAUUCCUCAAACUUAUUGAACUCUUCGAAGCUAUAUCACAUGCUUUACAGGUUCUUGGAAUGACGGAGAACAAGCUGCUAACACUGACACACCGUAUUCAGACCAAACGCUUCUCACAAGACUUACUCAAGGUGCUUAAGUCACAGGCCAGCAAACAGAUGACACUGCAGGAGUUUCCAUCUGCAUAUGAAAGAUGCUUCAAUAAACCAUGGAAUGUAAUAGACUAUGGAGUAUGUGAUAUCCAUGACUUACUUGCAGAGGUCCCUGAGAAUAUGGCCAUGAUAAGUUGGAAUGGAGAAAACACACUAGUCUUCAUACCAAAGAGAGAGCAAACAAAAGAAGAGCUUAUUCGUAUGCGUAAGUUCAGCAUGGAGAUUGAAGAGCUUCUGUCCUACCAGCCUCGCUUUGGGAUGUUGUUUUCAAAGUUCAUUCCAGCAUUUCAUCAUCACUUUGGCCACCAGUGUCGUGUUGGGGACUAUGGCUUUAAUAAGCUCAUUGAGCUGUUGGAAGCACUACAAGAUAUUAUUCAGGUUGAGGAGCAGGGCGAUGAACGUGUCGUCAAACUGACUAGGAAUGAGCAGUUAGCACUCCUUGCUCACCGUACUUCUGAAAUGUUGCAGGCAAACCGUCUUCACCUCAUCAAUGUUGCGGUGUUCCAUGAGUUGUAUGUCAGAUCCUAUACUUAUUCUAUUUGCUUCAAGGACUUGGGCGUCAACAACCUAGAGGAGUUAAUGGCUUUAUUUCCUCGUGUUGUUGAGAUCGUCAGUGAUGGUGCUGAGAAACGCUUGCAUUUGGUGGAGAAAAUGCAACUAAGCCAGUUAGCUCAACAGGUUCUUGUUGUUUUUCUUGAAUCUACUGGAGGACGACUACUUAUCAAUGACAUUACACAUGCAUACCAACAAGUGUGGCAUCAACAGUUGCUUCCAAUGGAAUAUGGACACAGCAGAUUGCUCACACUUAUGAAGAACCUUCAUUACAUUCUCAAGGUGAAGAAUGAAUGGAUGGAUGAUUGCUAUAUAGAGCUGACCCUUGUACAUGAGUUUGCACACAAAGUUCGCAAUGUGCUGAUCCAAAACAACCGUCUGAGUAUGACCUGUCAAGAGUUAGUGACCAAGUACCAAAGCUUGUAUGGUGUACAGCUUGAGCCAACAGACUACGGACAUACAACAUUAACUUCUCUGAUUGGAACAGUACCUAGAGUGCUAUCGAUAGUCAGUAAAGGCGCCAGGCAAGCAGUUACUCUCAAUCCAAGCUGCCUUGCUCCUCCUGGGCCAACUGAAGUAGAAGACACUAACAAACUAAGAAGGCUUAGUGAUCAAGGAGUGUUUAUUCGUAAAGUAGACCAGCAUAAGCCAGCAUCUUUGACAAUACCUACUAUGGACAGUCAGGGGAAGUGCCUGACUAUAUCUGAUAAAGCAGUCGCUGAUAGACGCAGUACACUGUCCACCCCCUCAGAUGAAUCCAAGACCCCAAGACUAUCAACAAAUAAAAGCAGAGGACGCUGCCAGCUUGCUGCAAACUUUACAGCUAAGGAGGAAGUAUAGUAGACUCUUCACAGCCAG